AUGACAUCACAAGUUGUGCUACAAAAUUUCCCUCAUUCCGAAACCAAAACCUCCACAACCACCACCGAGUCCCCACCCACUGCUCCCUCACGCGCAGUCUCCAAGAGGCCCUCCGCCGCCGUCACGCGCUCCACCAAGGACCGUCACACCAAGGUCAACGGUCGAGGCCGCCGUGUGCGUAUGCCACCACUCUGCGCGGCCCGCAUUUUCCAGCUCACACGUGAGCUCGGCCACCGCUCUGACGGCGAGACCAUCGAGUGGCUCCUGCGCCACGCGGAGCCCUCCAUUAUCGCCGCCACCGGCUCCGGCACCGUCCCCGCGGAUCCCAUCUCUUCCGUUGCCACCUCCGCACCCUCCUCCGCACCCUCCGUUGCCAUGCCGGUUGUCGGCGGGCAGGGAAUGUUCGCCGUGGCGCCGCCGAGUUGCCGCCUGGACUUGUCCCCGCCCCCGGGGAUGGAUUUCGCCGCGGCGAACGGCUACCGUCACAUGCCCUUCACGGCACUUCUGUUGCAGCCAGCUACGGCGGAGGAUAACCAAAACGACGAGUCUCUCGGCGAACAAUGA
This is a messenger RNA of Sphenostylis stenocarpa, 564 nucleotides long. The record is from the annotation of a GenBank genome assembly. NCBI's taxonomy places the organism in Eukaryota, Viridiplantae, Streptophyta, Magnoliopsida, Fabales, Fabaceae.